GACCAAGAUGGCGGCGCUGGUGGGGCUACGUGCGUGUGUCUCGGCUCUCCAGGUUUCUUCACCAAGUCUCCUCCACAGCUCCUUUAAGCUGUGCGCUGUACCUCUGAAUCGACGAACCUUUGCUGCGGAGGCGAAGAAGACCUUCUCCAGAGACAAGCCCCAUGUGAACAUCGGAACAAUUGGUCAUGUUGAUCAUGGCAAAACCACCCUGACUGCAGCCAUAACUAAAGUGCUGGCUGAUACAGGCGGUGCUCGCUAUAAGAAGUAUGAAGACAUUGACAACGCUCCAGAGGAGAAAGCCAGGGGGAUCACCAUCAACGCCUCUCAUGUAGAGUAUACCACAGCCAACAGACACUACGCUCAUACAGACUGUCCUGGCCAUGCUGACUAUGUCAAGAACAUGAUUACAGGCACAGCACAGAUGGACGGGUGCAUCUUGGUUGUGGCAGCCACCGAUGGCCAGAUGCCUCAGACACGCGAACACCUCCUCCUCGCCAAGCAAAUCGGCGUGGAGCACGUGGUCGUGUUCAUCAAUAAGGCCGACGCUGUUGAGGACAAGGAGAUGCUGGAUUUAGUGGAGCUGGAGAUCCGUGAGCUGCUCACCGAGUUUGGCUACGAUGGCGAGAACACACCCGUCGUCAUUGGCUCUGCUCUCUGUGCGCUGGAGAGCAGAGAGCCUGAGCUAGGAGUGAACGCAGUGUUGAAGUUGGUAGAUACUGUGGAUAACUUUAUCCCACUGCCUAAGAGAGAGCUGGAUAAACCUUUUCUGCUGCCCAUUGAGGGUGUCUACUCUAUACCAGGCAGAGGCACAGUCGUGUCAGGCACUUUGGAAAGGGGGACAAUCAAGAAGGGAGAUGACUGUGAAUUCGUGGGGCACAAUCGCGCCUUCAAGUCCGUGGUUACCGGCAUCGAGAUGUUCCACCAGUCUCUGGACAGGGCAGAAGCAGGAGACAAUAUGGGCGCUCUGGUCCGGGGCCUGAAGAGAGAGGAUAUGAGGAGGGGCAUGGUGAUGAGCAAACCAGGAUCCAUCAUGCCACACCAGAAAGUCAAGGCCCAGGUUUAUGUUCUGAGUAAGGAAGAGGGGGGUAGACACAAGCCCUUCGUCACCAACUUCAUGCCCGUCAUGUUCUCUCUAACAUGGGACAUGGCCUGCAGAGUCACCCUGCCUUCGGAAAAAGAAAUGGUGAUGCCAGGCGAAGACACCUCCCUGACGCUCACGCUCCGCCAGCCGAUGGUUCUGGAGAAAGGCCAACGGUUCACUCUCCGAGACGGCAACAAAACCAUCGGCACCGGCCUGGUUACAGACACCCUGCCCUUGUCGGAGGAGGACAAUUUCAAGUGGGGCUGAAGGGAAAAGAGAGGGGUGGGUGGGCUGAGUCGGGGUGUCCGGGGGGGGGGGGGUGCGUCUGGUUGUGGAAAAAUUGUGCUCAAAUGUGGACAAAUAAAAGUUACACACGCUACACACGAGCGAGCGCUCCGAAUUGCAUGGCCCCGUUGUGCGAUUCCGUCUGACCAAAAUACCGAUGAUGUUACGCUGAACAUUGGCUUUCCGUGAAAGGGCCAGACUGUCGUUUAUGUAAUAAAAUGUAUCUAAAUAAACUCGCCAUUGUUUCUUUUGUUGUGUUGGAGUGUUAGCCGGUGAGCUAGCUAGUACGUGCUACACAGCCUGGCUUUAUGUCUUACGCUUGCUGUAUUUAGUGGAUUCGGGUGUGCUGGUGUCUCUCGGUGUGGUCUUGAUUAAUGCAAUUUUGUAAUUUGUAUUUUUUCCAAUGUGGAAGGUGCAAAGCAUCAUUAAAAGCUGGGCGGCAAGCACAGGAAAAAAAAAAUCAAG
This is a messenger RNA of Lampris incognitus (smalleye Pacific opah), 1831 nucleotides long. It is a transcript of the gene tufm, whose product is annotated as Tu translation elongation factor, mitochondrial. The record is from RefSeq and is a predicted model, not a curated record. Gene Ontology annotation, biological process: mitochondrial translational elongation. Bases 8 to 1348 code for a protein of 446 amino acids. Lineage: Eukaryota; Metazoa; Chordata; Actinopteri; Lampriformes; Lampridae. Gene Ontology annotation, cellular component: mitochondrion. The transcript is spliced from 10 exons. Gene Ontology annotation, molecular function: translation elongation factor activity; GTP binding; GTPase activity.